UCUGCCCCUGAACAGGCAGUUAACCCACUGUUCCUAGGCAGUCAUUGAAAAUAUGAAUUUGUUCUUAACUGACUUGCCUAGUUAAAUAAAAAAGAUCACAUGCAGUCCAUAUUCAGAGCAUAAAGUAUCUAGCUGUUGAAUUUAUAUUGAUAUAAUGGAGACAACAGCAUUUUAACUGAAUCCACAUUCAAAUCAAUCAGCACAUGUUCAUAGUUUUUCAAAGCUCAGUAGUCUAACCACCACACCUGACAUUGAAGCAGUUAACUGCUACAAAUGGUAGGCCAUGUACAGUAAUAGUCAUGUAAAGCACAUGGUGCUUGCAGUACCCACUUCAAAGCCAUUGCCAGCAGCACAAAUUCUCAUGUAGUUUAUUACUGGAUUAGUAACUAUACAGGUGUCCCACAGUUGCAAUUACAUUCAGUACAGAGAAGGAAAAAAAAGUUUUGCUUUUGUACAACUAACCAAUUUCCAUAAUUUUACCAUGUGGGAAAAAGUGGCUCAGUAAUGGAAAAUGACCUCCUGUGAUGCAGUAUCAAAGCAAACAACAGACACACUCAUUGGGUCCAACGUAAUACAUAAUAGUGUAGGAUUAAAGGCAUCUUGAAUACACCACAUCAAUGCAGUUACUGUGCAAAUCAAAUGCACCUUUGCAGAUGUACUGAUACAGUCAAGACACAUAGCCACAUUGUUUCCACUGGCUAAGGUCACAUCACAACCGUCCAAGCAGAAAGACCUAAAAAACUGAUACAUAUAAAAUCCAGAUUAUUAUUUAUUUGUAUAGAUAACUCUCCAGAAGAAAGGAAGCAGGAUUAGGAUGAGUUGAAGGGAAGGGACCGAGUGAGAAAACGUGGUUGUUUUAGUCAGUCACCUAGUCCCUUACAAUGUGCUGCAUAGAGCUCUUCUCUCUCUCUCUCAUCAGCUUCCUGCUACUCUCUCUCUCAUCAGUUUCCUGCUACUCUCUCAUCAGUUUCCUGCUACUCUCUCUCUCUCAUCAGUUUCCUGCUACUCUCCCUCUCUCAUCAGUUUCCUGCUCCUCUCUCAUCAGCUUCCUGCUACUCUCUCAGUCUAUGGGCCCCCUUUCCCUCCCCUCCUUGUUCUUCCCCUCAGCAUCAUCGUACUGCCUCCUCUGCCUACUGGUGUUCCUUUAUUAUUCAUACAGACACAGACCCAGGGAACAGACAGUCCUGUACCAUUGUGCAACAGCAACCCUGUAAUGGAAGUUGCAAACAAAGUACAGUACAGUGAGUAUCAUAUGACAAACCCUAUACUACAAACAUUUGGUUGAAAAAUGACUUGGGGUGGGAGGGGAGGUAAAUAGAUACACAAGUCAUGUCAGAUGUGAUGUAGGACAGCUAUAGGUCACAUGGUAUGCCUGUCAUCUUGGAGAUCAUUGUUCAAAGUCUGUGUCCAUUACUUCCCAAAAUGAUACAUGCAAGAUCACAUUUAUACCGUGAACAUUGCCUGUGUUAAUAUUGGCAACGUUUGAAAUGACUUAUGUAUUCACAAUGUUGAUGUCCUAAUGAAAUGUAUAUGUUUCAAGUUGUUUACUUUGGGCAAGACAGUAUAGUUUCAUUAACUGAGUGCAGACUUGAUUACUCAGUGGUAUAGUAUACAGAUUGCACUCUUAGUCUGGGACAUCUAUUGGGACUCAGGAUAUGGUUGGUGAUAUAAGGGGAUUAAGGUCAAACUCACACAAGCAACAUGACAUGGAUUAGGCCUAGUGAGUAGUGCUCUGCCCUGUCUGUAGUGGAAUAUACCACUAUACCAGUCUACACCACAAUGUUACCCAUCUCAAAAGCAGUCCCUGUGAACUUUACUUUUAUUAAAUGUUUUAAUUUAAAUAAUCUGUCCCCAAAAGGAUUAAUCCAGAUCAUGGCGUUGGCAGAAAUGACUCUGAUUAUAAGGGCUUAUGUAGUCAAGCCGGCCCAUCAGGGAUCAGUCGUGCCCUUCACAACGCCAUCCCUCAGUCGAAGGCUGGGACUCAGUGACCAAAACUUGAGGACAGAAAAAACAAAAGUGUUGCCUGCAAAUCCCCUUGUAGGAUAUUCACACAGUUGAAUCUGAUGGUAAGUAGUGGAGCAGUUUGGUGAAGAGCUACAGUAGUAGAGCACUGUCCAGUCCAGCUCUCUCCUACAGUGGACUACCAGAGGAAACAUUGUCUCCAUGGCCACCGAGGGGAUGUCUAGAGAAGAGGCAGAGGAGUACCAGAAACAGCUGGUGGAGGAAAAGAUGGAGAGAGAUUCAGAGUUCUUGGUAAAGAAGGCUGAGAGGGCUACAUUGAGAACGUGCUUAAGAGACAAAUACAGACUACCAAAGAGUGAACAGGAUGCAAACCUGAUGGAGUCAGCAGGAGACGACAUCGACGUGCCAGAAGAACUACUCAAAAUGGUGGACGAGGACGCCACAGAGGAGGAAGAGAAGGAUUCUAUCCUGGGCCAGAUACAGAACUUACAGAACAUGGACAUGGACCAGAUCAAGGAGAAAGCGUCGGCAACUAUGGUUGAGAUGAAAUCUAAAGCAGAGGAGAAGUGCUGUGUCAUGUGAUGAGAGAAAACAUUGGUUCAGUUGAUUAGUUCCUAAGCACCAAGUUUGACCAAGGAUAUAACUUCCAAGGUUGGACUUCCCUGAAAUAUUCCAGCUUUCCAGUAUUCUAAUCUAGACUGUGGACUUGGAUUGAUCCGAAACACGUAUAGUAGACCUUCUACACAGUCUAAAUUGAACCAGACUUAGGUUGGCUAAUCUGUCAAUAGAGGGUUGAAGUGAUGACUCUUAAUCUGUCUUUCUCAGAAAGCUGUGGGGAAGAGGUCGGGAAAAACAUCACAGGGCUGAGAGGGAGUAAGAGUAUUUUAGUUGUUGUAAUUAAAAAAGGGGUUCUGUUCUUUUUAUAUACAGCAAACCUCAUGUUUUCUUUGUAAGAAAGUACAAUUGGGAGGAGAGAAAAAACAAUGGUAUCAUGGUUAUAAAUGCUCUGAAUUGCUUCUUGUUAAAAAAGACAACCCUCUGAAUUUUGGGCCUUUGUAAAACAGUGUAUAUAACUGGAUUUGGCAUUUUUGUUUAUAAUAAAUAGAGACGAAUCAUAAGAAGCCCAUGAAAAACAA
Oncorhynchus kisutch (coho salmon) is the source of this 3098-nucleotide messenger RNA. Its product is annotated as complexin-4-like. Gene Ontology annotation, molecular function: syntaxin binding. The record is from RefSeq and is a predicted model, not a curated record. The coding region runs from base 2164 to 2544 and encodes 126 amino acids. Gene Ontology annotation, biological process: synaptic vesicle exocytosis; regulation of neurotransmitter secretion; neurotransmitter transport. The transcript has 3 exons. NCBI's taxonomy places the organism in Eukaryota, Metazoa, Chordata, Actinopteri, Salmoniformes, Salmonidae. Gene Ontology annotation, cellular component: terminal bouton; SNARE complex.